Phascolarctos cinereus (koala) is the source of this 15029-nucleotide messenger RNA. It is a transcript of the gene GPC6, whose product is annotated as glypican 6. Gene Ontology annotation, cellular component: plasma membrane; cell surface; synapse. Lineage: Eukaryota; Metazoa; Chordata; Mammalia; Diprotodontia; Phascolarctidae. The record is from RefSeq and is a predicted model, not a curated record. Gene Ontology annotation, biological process: cell migration; regulation of signal transduction; regulation of protein localization to membrane.
GGGCGCUGUUAGCUCCGGAGGCAUCCCGACGUUUGGGGCAAGGUGAAGACGGAGCCGGACCUGAGAUUUAUUUACUGAGCUGGAUUUGCAUGCUACACCAUGCCUUCUCGGAUCGGGGCUCUGCUUUUCUCUUUCACCGGGCUGCUGCUAUCACUUUCAGUCAAGGCGGAUGUUAAAGCUCGGAGCUGCAGUGAGGUCAGGCAAGCUUACAGUGCCAAAGGAUUCAGCCUGGUCAAUAUACCCUACCAGGAAAUAGCAGGGGAACACUUAAGAAUCUGCCCUCAGGAAUACACAUGCUGCACCACAGAAAUGGAGGACAAAUUGAGCCAACAAAGCAAACUGGAGUUUGAAAAUCUCGUGGAAGAGACAAGCCAUUUUGUGCGCACCACCUUUGUGUCAAGGCACAAGAAAUUCGAUGAAUUUUUUCGAGAGCUCCUAGAGAAUGCAGAAAAAUCACUAAAUGAUAUGUUUGUCCGGACAUAUGGAAUGCUAUAUAUGCAGAAUUCUGAAGUAUUCCAGGAUCUCUUCGCAGAGUUAAAACGAUACUAUACUGGAGGUAAUGUGAACCUAGAGGAGAUGCUGAAUGACUUUUGGGCUCGGCUGCUAGAGAGAAUGUUCCAACUCAUAAACCCUCAGUAUCACUUCAGUGAGGACUACCUGGAAUGUGUUAGCAAAUAUACAGACCAGCUGAAACCCUUUGGAGAUGUACCCAGGAAACUGAAGAUUCAAGUGACAAGGGCCUUCAUUGCUGCUCGGACUUUUGUUCAGGGACUGACUGUAGGCAGAGAAGUUGCAAACAGAGUUUCCAAGGUCAGUCCAACCCCAGGGUGCAUCCGAGCACUAAUGAAGAUGCUGUACUGCCCAUAUUGUCGAGGACUUCCCACUGUGAAACCUUGUAACAACUACUGCCUCAAUGUAAUGAAGGGAUGCUUGGCUAAUCAGGCUGAUCUAGACACAGAAUGGAACCUCUUUAUAGAUGCCAUGCUCUUGGUGGCAGAGAGGCUAGAGGGGCCAUUCAACAUCGAAUCAGUAAUGGAUCCCAUUGAUGUCAAGAUCUCUGAAGCCAUCAUGAACAUGCAAGAAAACAGCAUGCAAGUAUCAGCAAAGGUCUUUCAGGGAUGUGGCCAGCCCAAGCCUGCUCCUGCUCUGAGAUCUUCCCGUUCAGCUCCCGAAAACUUUAAUACCCGCUUUAGACCGUACAAUCCUGAAGAAAGACCGACCACGGCUGCUGGCACAAGUUUGGAUAGGCUGGUUACAGAUAUAAAGGAGAAGCUGAAGUUGUCCAAAAAGUUCUGGUCUGCUUUACCCUACACCAUCUGCAAGGAUGAUAGAGUGACAGCUGGCACAUCAAAUGAAGAGGAAUGUUGGAAUGGGCACAGCAAAUCCAGAUACUUGCCUGAGAUCAUGAAUGAUGGGCUGACCAAUCAGAUCAAUAAUCCAGAAGUUGAUGUAGACAUCACUAGACCAGACACUUUCAUAAGGCAACAGAUCAUGGCUCUGCGAGUAAUGACCAACAAGCUAAAAAAUGCAUACAAUGGAAAUGAUGUGAAUUUCCAAGACACAAGUGAUGAAACCAGUGGCUCGGGCAGUGGCAGUGGCUGUAUGGAUGACAUCUGCCCAACUGAGUUCGAUUUCGUCACCACUGAAGCACCCCCUGUCGAUUCAGACAGGAGAGAAGUGAACUCUUCUGCCGACAAGCUCAGCUACUCACUCCUCACGUGGUCUAUCCUCUUCAUUAUCCUCUCACUGCAGAGACAGUGGAGAUAAUCCUGGAUUUUGGUCAGAUAAACUGAGUUUUAGCUAUAUGAACAACCAACUUCUUUUUCUUACACAAUUGGACAAUGGACCAUGACACAAUACUUACAGUUUUCUAUGAGAAGAGAGCAGUACUGCAAAUCUGCUUCCCUUUUUGUUUUCCCAAAGAGUACCGGGUGCCAGACUGAACCGCUUCCUAUUUCCUUCAGCUAUCUGUGGAGACCAUGUCUAUUCUUGAGUGAAUUCUUACUCAAAUCUUUCUUACCAAGGGACUUUCUUACCUUCAUUUGCUUCUAUGCUGCAGAAGUAAAGGGAUCUCACAUUGUGGGGUUUUUAUUUCCUUUCAAAAAGGGGGGGCAGGGAGGGAGUGGUAGGGGAAAGAUAGAAAGAAAAUAGUUUUUCUUCAAAAAUCAGGCAAAACCCCAAGGCGGCUGCAUUUUUAACAAACAGGCAAAGGAAGAUAGAAAAAAAAAAAAGAUCCUAAAUGAUAUCAUUUCUUUAUUGACAGCCAGCCCUCUAACAUGGGCUUCUUUAUGGCAAUUAAAUGGUCAUUGGAAGAAAGUUUGGAAUUUUUUCUAAGAAAAAAAGUAGUGAAAAUACAGUAUGUCUCAGUGGUGAAUGUCUUACACUCUUGGCCACCAACACUAUCUAAUUGGUUGGAAGGCAUCGAAACUGACAAUUAGAAAAUAAUCUUUAGUAGUAUACCAACACCACAAAGAGUUCAGUAUUUCCUAUUACUUGCCAUUUAGGAUUCACAUCAACCUGCCCAGUAUACAUUUCAAUAGUGGCACCAUUUUUCCUAAGCUUUUUAGUCUUUCUCUUUGUUAUCCACUUGGCACAGGAGUUCCCUCUCCUUUGCACCACCCUUGACAAAGUGUCCCUCUAAGAUUUGGACUGAAAAAUAAUCUCCAGUUAUAGAAUAUCUUUGCUCUUGCCACCAAUCCAAUAUUUGUUCAGUUUUUCUGCUCCUGUGCUUACUACCCUCCCAAAGUGACAGUUCUUUCAAUGGACUGAUAAGCAAUUGGAUCCAUAUGCAAGCUUUCAUAUGUAAAGACUUCCUUUGUGUAGGUUGGUUUCUGUAUCACAAGGGCAUUCGAUUACAAAACAAACAGAUAAGAUAAAAAAAAACAGUAAUAGUAUUGACAUGGAGAUUUCUUUCACUUUUUUAGUCUUAGUAUGAUCAUCUAUUUUUAUAUAUAUUAUAUAUAUAAAUCACAGAUUUUAACUUCUUAACUACAAGCUCAGGGUUGACACACCUUUGUAACAAAAAUGUUUUGUCAACCAGCUCUUCUUGUCUUGUGCUGCUCAGAGAAGUGAUUUUUUAAAAUGACCUAUGAGCACUGAGAAUCAAGAAAGAGAACUUUUUAUGUAUCUAACUGUCAUUUUAUUAAAAGUUCACCAGAGGACACCCUCUUUCGCAUGAAUGUGAUUUGGCUUGGGGGUGCUCCAGAUCAGAUAGGGCAUAUGGGGAGAUCCAGGGCACUGCAAGACUUGACUGGUGAUGGCAAAUGUGUGCAUAGAGAAUGUCAUUCAUUGAAAAUUAUUGCUUUUAGGACAAGGUCUUUGGUCUAAAACUCCUGGUGUGGUUUGGACGCAUUACCUUAACUGGGGAUGAGGGAAAGGAGUCCAAAGCCCUGGCCUAACCAGCUGCAUCAUGAAGGCCAAAAUCAGAUGCUACCAACCCCUCAAAGGAAAACAUGACAAAACUCACACACACACACACACCACACACACACACACACACACACACACGCACAAAUAAACAAAAACACCCGGGGGACAGUUGGAGGUGGGGGGAGUUCCAUAAAAUUAAUUGGUUUUCCAAGUGUUUCUUGGUUUAUAUGAUGAAUCUGAAGCUGGUAAAGUUAGUUUCAGAUAGUAUAAAGUAUUUCAGUCAUAUUAAAAUUUACAAUAAUGACAUGUAAAUGGUAUUUUCAAUCUCAUUUUCUCAUCAAAAUUACAAUUAGUUAUUGAUUUAGUCACUGCAUUUAAGUAGAGUACACACAGCACAAUAGUAUUAUGUACACUUAAGCACUUUUACAAAAACAAAAUAAGGUAUUUACAAGCUACUAUUGAUAUAUUAUGCCUAAUGAAAUAGGAAAUAUAGGUUUAUAAAAAACUGUCUACCACCCUCCUAAUUGAAAUUUUUCUAAAACUCCAACACAAAUUUCCUGUUGCAUACUUUUGGAAAAAUCAUCAAUCUGACUGCCCGACUUUGGCUUCAUAUCACCAAUUAUGCAUACAGAGAGCUCUCCGCAGUGACCAAUACCUUAAAUUACUGACUCCAUUUUGUGUUUAAGAAUCAGUAUUUUGUUUCUCCAAUAAUGAAGGUAUAAAGAAAAUGACAUCAACCUUAUUUAUCAGAAAAUUUGAGUAAAAGCUGGUUUAGGCAGCUCUGAACUCAAAUUCUUUUCUUUUACAGUAUUUCCUCCUUUUCCUUCUAUGAAGUGUAUUAAGGAGAUGCCUUUUUCCUCAUUUUUUCCCAGUACACAGGUUAUAUAUUUAUAUGUAUGUGUGUGUGUGUGUGUGUAUAUAUAUAUAAUAUAUGUAUUAUAUAUAUAUACACACACACAUACAUGUAUAUAUAUAUUUUUUAAAACCUGAUCCAUUCACAUCUGGUAAUGACAUUGAUUAGCUACAGCAAAUCAACUGUGAAAAGAGUUGAAAUGAUCAGGUCACCAUACCAUAAUACAAAUCACCUUGGGUAGACAUGGUCACAACAUCAGUCAAGUUGUACUUCUUGACUCUUCCCCUGCCAUCCUUUUAUGUCAUAUGAUUUUUCAUGUUCAUUUGAGCAGUGAGGCAUUUAUUCCACUGUUGGUAUGACAUCAGCUUAAUCUAGAUUAUUACCCCUUUUUUAGGAAAUCUUUGGAAAGUCUAUAACUUGAGUUCUCUAGUUUCAGAAAGUAGUAUACUAUAGUGGAAUAUAGGAAAAAACUCCAUGGUUUUCCAUAAUUUGUCAACCUGAUGUCCCCAAAUGUUGUCCAUUUGUCUUCACUUCAUAACCUCUGUUCUAAAUAGGGAAGAAUCAGUUCCACUGGGCUCAUUGAAAUCUGGAACUAGGAAAUAAUGAGUGGUGCUCAUAAAUGCAAACAUUUAGAUUAUUUAAAGUGCCUCUAUUUUACAUGUUCUUUCGUUAUAAUAUGUAUUUUUCUAACAGUAAUACACAUAUAUAAUAGGUGUAUAUUAAACUAUGUAUAUGUUAUAGCUAAAGACUAAACAGAGUUUUGUCUUUAGCAGAGAAGAACGGUUAGCAAAUUCAUAAAUUAGAGUUCUGUUUAUGAUUCUGUUUUGAAGGGUAAUGAUUUGCUCUUUUACUUAAUAUUCUAUACUUUGAAUACAGGGAUCAGUAAAAACUGCUUUGAAAUAUAAGGGAUGUGAAAUUCUAAUGUAUUUGUGAACAUUCAAACACAUUAUCUGUCAUUCACUGACAAACUAACAAUUGUAAUGAAGACAAAAGUCCUCUCAUCUGAACAAAAAUGUUAUUUGUUUUGAUGAUGUCAAUGUUAAAAUAGCCUUAAUUAAUGAUUUUUAAUUGACAUUUCCUAUUGUGAACAUUGGCCCACAUUUGAUCUUUACCUGUUACAAGUAGCUAUAUCAUGGCUACAGACUAAACAUUAGCUAAGGUCCAUGAUGAGGAAGAACAAUUAGCCAAUUUUUGAAUUGUAAUUCUGUUUACAUUUAUAUUUGCAAAGUUAAUCAUUUAUUGCUUUUUUAAAAAAAAAAAUAAGAGAGUAGCUUAGCUUGAUUCCUUGUAAAAUAGAAAAUUAGUAACAAUUCAUCCAAGUUUUCCUCUUACUUAAACAAAUGCUUUUUCUUUUGGCAAGAAAAGCAUAACUAAUGCUACAUGAUUUGCUAAUUGUUCUUCCCUGUUAUAGAUAUUAGUCAGUGUUUAGCUUUAGACUGAGACAUAUAUAUGUGAUAUAAAGUUGUAUGUACACUGGAGCCUUGCUAUAAUAUGGCAUGCUGUAGCACAAAACUCAGUCUAACAGUGAGAUCUUUGGCCUUGUCCAAGAUGGGAAGAAGAGGGGCUGUUUCUUACUAAAAGUACUGAAAGGACCUUAUAACAACACAUUUUAAUGGCAUUGUCCUCACAAAUGGCAUUAUAGUGAGGCUUCAUUGUGUGUAUACAUAAAAUAUAUGCAUUAUGUAUGUGUACACAGGUCCUCUCCUAACUUUUUGUGUGGCUGUCAAUUACUAUGCGGGUUAAGAUUUUGCGUUUCUACUUUGGAUAGAAAGUUGCCAUUAAGCUUGUAUGAAAAUAGUAAAAAAAAAAAAUCAUCUAAUAGUCGUCUCCAGUACCCUUUAUGUAUUUUCCUCAAUUACCUUUAUGAUUUAAGGUUGAGGGCCUUUAGAAGCUAUAGUAUAAACAAAUUGGGCAAUUGUUUAUCCCACCAGUAUGACAAUUUGAAUGCAUUUAGUUUUGGAAACCAUUGACUUUCAUCUUUACAUCUAGAAUCCUUAUGCCUCUCCAAAUGUGUGUAGUUUAAACAAUGAAGUGGAAAAUCCUGUCCCUCUCAUUUAUUAAUUCUUUUCUCCUUCCAGAUAAAAUGUAGAGCUCUGAGAAAGAAUGUCAAUAUUAUUUAAGUGAGGUCAGAAAUGGAAAAAUAAUAUGCAAGUGGAAGGAGCAGGGAGUGAUGGGCAAAAAUUUUUCAAAAUAAGAAAAUAGCAUUGAUAGUGAUCUCUAAAAUGAUAUGACCAUGCUCAUAGGCAGGUUUAAAUGACCUGUUGAACAGAUCACAAGUAAUCAAUUUCAAAUAACUCACUCUUUAACACAGUUAACAAUGAUUUCUUUACUGAAAAUAUAGUACCAUUUCAAAAAUGUUUUAGUAGAAAAUUAUAAAAGCCCCCCAAAGCAUAGCAUUUACCUGUAAGCAACACUAUAAUUUAAACUCACAACAUUAAUCUCUUUGGUUUAUCCAGAAAGAUAAUCAUUGAAAAGCAAAUUAAGGCAACUUUAAAAUGACUCCAACUGAGAAAUCAGGAUACAAAUUUCUUUCAGGGAAGGGAAGCUAAUUGCCCAGGAAGGAAAAAGGAUCCAUGUGGUGGUUAUUCACAGUAAUUCCCAAUUUUAAAAACCAUGAAGCUAAAUAAGCACUUUGAUUUUUCUGAGGAAUUAACACAACAUAGCACACACUCACACAGUGGAAAGCCUCUGCUUUAACACUGCUUCCAGAUUGGUGCUGAUCAGACAAUGAGUGAUAAAUGCGAAGAAGGGAAAGAGGCAUGAAAACAGAGUAUUGAGCAUUCCACUCCAAUGCAACUAUUUACUAAAGGAAAACAAAUUUCUAUUCAAUAGUCACUUGUAUUUAAGAGCUCUCAUCACAUGGGCAAUGGGCAAUUGGCAGACACCACAGAAAGCUAUAAAGGCCCUGCCUUUACAUUUCAAGUGUUCUUGCUCUCCUUACCUUCUUUGACCCAUCUUGAAACAUGUGGCAGAGCAAGACGGUGCCCACGACUGUCCCAGAGUAAGGUGAAGUAGAAAUGAGAUUCAAAUUCAACUUUUUGGAAAUCUAGCCCAAUCCAACAAGCAUUUAUUGAGGAUCUACUGAGUAGAUUCUGCUCUAUGAAGGGUACUAUACAAGGAGCUGAGGCAAAUGAGGAAAAAAGCAAAAAGCAAGGGGAUUAUGUUGUUCUGAGGAGGAUGUCACAUGUCACAUAUAGAAAAACAAAUCAUAAGGGAAACAUUUCUCUUGAACCAUCUUUCCUAUGGCUUAAGAGUAAGUAUCUUCUUAGUGAGUAUAAACAUCACAGUGAGUAUCAAGAUCUCUAGAUAAAAGUCACAGGUUAGGGGUAAGGAAACAUAUAUUCAGUCACAUGGUUCUGCUACCCUAUCCAUUUAUAACAACUCACUCCACAUUUUGGAAGAUGAGUUAAGCCAGAACCUAGCAAAAAAAUCCAGACUUUUGCAUAUCUCCUCUCGCUCCUUUAACAUUCAGAGAAGCCAACACCUUUGAAUUCCAGUUACCUUUUGGAAGAAAUAGAAUAAGGCGAGGAAGCAGCUGAAGUACUAAAGAGUAAGAUUUUCAUUUUCCUUGAAGGCUGGGUUAUAUUAGGGAAGUUAUCUGAGGUUGUGAAGGAAAUCAGUGAUUAAUGAAGGAACAGAAACCAGCAGUUUGCCCAUAUUGCUUAUAACAAGGAGGCCCAGGGAAAUUGCACCUAGAGCUUGAAACGCCACUUAAUUGGUUGGUGUUUGUAAAGGACUUGAACAUGAAAGGCUUAUGUAAUUGGAUAUAAUGUUCUGGUAGCCAUGAACAUCCGAAUCUAUGUAACCUCUGAGUCAGUGGAGUGCCCUGCUUUGAUUUUACAGCAGAUAGGAACCAAGAACAGGAAGUUAGGUCACUGAGGCAGGCAAUUUUAUGUAAUCUUUAUGAGGAGGCAUUUGGAAAUCUGAAUCAUAGAUAUGAAAUGUUACUAAUGGGGUAUUCAUAUGGGAGUGCUGAAAAAAAAUCUCAAAUUGCAUUUAUAGGUCUUAAAAUUUGGAAGUAUAGAGGACUUUAGAGAUCAUCUGGUCCGAUCUUUCUCCGAUCAGUUUUGUAGAUAAGGAAAUUAAGAUCUAAAGGAGUGAAUUAUUGCCCAAGAACCUGGGAUUUGAACCCAGUUUCUCUGAUUCCAAAUCCAAUAUUCUCCGUUGCUGUUUCUGCUAAACUAUCCUGGAACAUGAUAGAUUUGUCUUCUCAUUUGAAAAGAAAAUUACUGUUUUCUAUAAUUUCAUGGAGUUUGUUGUUUUCAAAUUAAAUGCAGGAAAGAUCACUCCCUUUUCACUCAACUCUUCCUGACAACAUUCUCUUCCAUAGGUUAUGUCUGCAACUCAUUUAAAAGGCAAAAAUGUUAGAUAAACCCGUUCAACAACCAGCUAUCAUUUUUCUUACUGCCAUGACCAACAAGAAAUGGAUCUAGUCACAUAAAGAAAUAGCUUCAAGAGUCUUUUAUGAUUUGCUCAAUCACAGUCCUAAUGACAUUUUUUUCCAAGUUAAAAUGAAGAUCAGGGCAUGGAUAGUUAGUUCCUAGUUCAUAAACUUACAGAUGGAGAGGCACUUGGAGACUAUCUGGUCCAAUUCCUUCUUUUUACAGAUGAUGAAACUAAGGCCCAGAGAAAUUAAUUGACUUGCCUAAGGUCACAUAAGUACAUGGACUUUUCCUCUAGACUGUAAAUUCUUGGAGAGCAGGCACCAUUUCAGAUUAGUGGCUGAAUCUGUUUCUUCUGCUGCCACUGAGUUUUGAGUAUGUCUUCUUCACUGGCCAGUUUCAGUGUCCUCUAACAGUUAUGUGACCUUCUCCAUUUUAACUUUGAGGCUAAGUGGUCCAGUCCCAUAAAAAAACCCAUGUUUCCUAUUUCCUGUUAUGGUGCUAAAUAUACGGCCCUGAGGCAGCUUUCUUAGCAUAACGAGGCUCACCUCCUCCAAAGAUGUCUUUGUAUUGCACAGACCUUGGCACAAAGUAAGCACUUAAUAAAUGCUUGUUGAUUGAUUUAAAGCUCACCAUAUGUAUUGUUGAAUUCCACCACACACAGGCGCAUACACAAAUUGCUUAAAGCAACCAAGGAAUCAAAAUACUUGGUUGCAAAAAAAAAAUUGUCUUCAGCAAAUUCACAAAAAUGGAUACAAGCAAAAUUUCUAUUCACUUUUCUUUGCUACAGAAGAAACUGCAAGUGCCGUUUAAACCUCUCAUCUCUUUAAAGUGGCCCCCAAAGCCAUAAAGACUUUAGCAUAAACCAAUCUCUCAACAUCCUAAUUCUGAGCUAUAAAAACAUCAAACUAACAGCUACAGCUAAAAGAAUCUUGUAGGAAUGAAUUCCUUUAUGUCUCUGAUCGUAGGUUGAUAAUCUGAAAAUCAUAUGAUUCACCUUCUGGUCUGAUUUUUUUUUUUUGGUCUGGUCUUGCAAUUUUACUGGGAUGCCUUUUAACUCUAGAUGAAGAAAUUCCCUCUCCUAAUGUAAUCUGACAACUGUUCAGCAAUUUGCAAUCUUAAAGAGUUGCCUGAGGCACUGAGAAGUUAAUUGUGUGGUUUGCCCAGGGUUGUGCAGACAGUAUUCGUCAGAAACUGAACUGGAACACAGAUCUCCCUGACUUAAUUACACACACUGAGGGGAAAUUUUUUUUCACAAGUGUGAAAAAUUAGAAGUGCCCAAAUUAUAUUAAGCCAAAGAAGUUACAUCUAAACAGCUUUGUUUUAAUAACACGGAAGUGAUUAUCUUUAUUUGUAUGAGCUGUUUCAUAUCAAUUAGCAACUUAAGGCUGUUCCUGCUGAUGCAAAAAAAAAAAUCUAGCCACUGGCUAUUAGCCAACAUUCUCAUCUGGCUACAUGAUUUAUUUGCUCUAGUUAGUAUGUCAAAAUGUAUGGAUGAUGACACAUUAACCUCUAAAAAGCAUAUUUUUUUCUUUGAAAAAGUAGAAAAUGAAGCUUCAUAAUAAGUAGCUGAUGUUAAUUAUAAAUCAUCCUAAACCUUUAAUAUUCAAUCCAAAUAAAAAGGAAUUAAGAUGACCUCUCCACACACCCCAAAUACACAUGCAUACACAUAUACUCUCACAUACCCCUUUCAGAUUCUCCAUACCUUUCUCUGGGGCAUUCUUCCAUCCUGUUCUUCUUUCAUGUCACAAGGAGUUUCACUGAGAAUAAGGUUAAGUUAAGCAUUAUUAUAAGAUUCAUAUUUGUUUUUCUGCAUUGCAUUCUCAAAUUGGCAAACUCAUAGGCAAAAAAAAAGUCCUAUUUAUAUUUAGCAUAGUGCGAUGGCAACCAAUGAAAACUUAGAAAGAAAUAGAAUAAAAUUCUCACAUCUCAUUUUACAGAUGAAGAAACUGAGGUCCAAAGAGAUUAGGUGACUUGUUUAAGAUGACAUAGCUAGUUACUAGCAGAACUAGCAUUAGAACCCGGGUCUCGUGACUCCACAUUCUUCCACUAUACAACAUUUAUCACUCACACUUUAAUAUAUUUCUGAAUUGGAUGAAGGUUCUCAAAUGUUGUGAAAAACAUAUGAGUUUGGUAAACUGGAAGAAUGCAACGGCAAUUAGUCAUUAUGUCUAUGUCUACAGAGUCCAUUUUUGAGACUGGCAAGUUAUUUUGUUCAAUGAUCUAUGUGGACAUAUCAGUCAGUGGAAGAAUUCUGCCAUUGAAAUAGCCAUUGUUUGACCUACUUUUUUGCAUUUUACCUUACGCUGUGUAGACACAGUUUUGAAGUUCUUUGAUUAUACUAGGACUUAAGUUAUUAAAAACAGAUAACACCUCCUACUCCUAUGCCAGCAAAAGAUGUAUUUCCUAGCCUUCUUUCUCUCUGACCUCUAAAACAAAGAGCCAGGUUUUAAAAAAUCCCUACACAAUGAAAGCCCUUGAGCAUUUGUUCAAUAAAACAUUGGUGAAAUUCCAGAAGCCACACACUCCAUCAACCAUCACUACCAACUUUGUAGGAAAUGACACAAUUUUUGGACUAUUAUCUCACACAGAGUUAUUGUUCUGCCAUCCUUCUCCAGAUGUAGUAAUUGGUAAUUUUGGUAAUAAAAUGGCUAAAUUAGCAAACCUCUUCAUUCAUCAAGAGUAAACCCCAGCUGUUUUCACAGUCAGUUUACACCCAAAUAAAUGUAUUUGCUACCUUAUGUAAGGGGACGGAAGAGUUCCACCCCAGCUAUAAUUAUUCUGUGUGCCCACCUAUGAAAAAUAACCAGCCCUGUACCAUACAUUCUGUAACUAGCCUUCCUGUUUAACUCUCCUCAACCUACCUGCUAUAAUUCAAGGAACAGAGAUAGCAUCAAAAAUUUGAGAGCCAGCUUUGACCUUGUCAAGUACAUAAUCCUAACCCACACAUUUCUUGCUCUACAGUACUCUGUAGCUCUGUAGUUUAUACUACUCAGUUUUAUGCCAGUCUCCUCUUUUUGUAAUUUUGCUAGGCUCUCCCAGUGGACAGGAGCAUACAUGAGAACUACCAUAUCCUAUGCGGUUAGUUGCUAAAUGUGUUUCUUCUGUUGCCACUGAAUAGAUGUGCUUUAGAUUCAUUUGAUUAUGUCUUCACCUUGCCAGUUCCAGUGUCCUUUAAUAGCUAUGACCGUCUGCAUUUUGACUUUGGGGCUAAAUAGUCCAGUUCUAUAAGAAAACCCAGUGGUUCUAACGUUCUGAUACUGUGUUGAGUAUCUUAUAUGGCCCUUUUCUAGCAUAACUGGACUCAAUUAAUCCAGAAAUGCCAAAGUUUAAGGUAAAUGGUAGUUCUUACUAGUUCCCAACAGAUGAAAGAACCAAGGUGGUAGGGAGAGGGAUGGGGGAAGUGAUGUUCAGGCUACUGGGGAGAUGAGGGUCACAGUACCAAGACUUUCAGUUUAUCAGAGGAUCUGAUAGGCUCUUCAUUCUCUAUGAUGCCUGUUCCAAAAUGAAACAUUCUCCUCCUGGAAAAGGAUGGGGUUGUUUUAGUCUAGAAAUGACUGAAUCAACAGGGCUAGAAUAUGUUGUUAGAAAACCAUUCAGUAUUCUGGAGGCUGAUCAAUUCAAUUCAACCCAAGAAGUAUUUAUCAGGUACUUAACUAUAUCCAUAGCACUAUGCUCCACACUAGGCAAAAUAUUCAGAGAUGUUUUUCAGCAUGAAAUGAGAGAUGGGUAAAGCCAUUUUUUCUCUUGGAAAUAAUAAGAAUAUGUGGUGUACUGUGAACAAAAUACAUUAAAACAGUGAGCGACCAUCUGUUUUCGUAUAUGCAUUGACUCCACCAUGACUUUAAAAAGUGAUAUUGCUUGUUCUGACUCCAGAGGGAAAAAUGCUCAAAAGCUUCCCAAAUCUACGUAUAGUUUCUGUGUUCAUGCUAGGACAGUUGAUCAAAUGAGACCAUUUUCCCAACUCCACAUGCUCUGAAAAAUCAAACAGGGCAAAAUAUCGAUUACCAAAACUCUUGUUCAAUUUUGAAAUCUUGAUGAUACCUAAACACAAAUCAUAAGAGCUUUGCUCUGAAUAUUUAUGAUAUUAUCUGAAGCCUUGACUGCUUUAUAAUCAUACUCUCCCUAUCUAUUAUGCAGUAUAUAAGAGCCUAAAUUCUAUUUUCUAGAUCUUUACCAUAAAUCCAUUCCUUUCUUAACUAGCACAGCUUUAGAAAGUUUGGAUGGCGAGGGAGAGCAGGAACAAAGUUGAUGGGAAGGGGGCGCACAGAAGCAUUCUGAUUUCCCAAUGACAAUAGGAAGAUGGUGCUUGACAUUUCCUAAAUGCUCUCAGUUGGGCCUGCUGCCCAUUUACCUCUUCAUUUAUCUCCAAGUCAUUAUUAACCCAGUAUGGAAUAUGGUAGUUCCAGAAGCCAUGAUCAUUAAUGUAAAUAUCAUUUGUUCCUAUAAGACUUGCUUUUGCUGCUAUGUUUUUCAUACUUGUUUAGCUCAUGAUAUUUCAUGCCAAAUACUUUACAGACAGUGUUUAGAAAUCACAAAGCAGCUAGACCAUGAAAGGCUGUGCUCCCAUCCAUCAGGAAAUGGAGUCUGACUGCAGGGAUGUUUUGUAUUUGCUUUACAUUCAUUAUGAGUUUCUAGCUGAGCCUGCUUUUCUCCACAAAUAUUGAAGACAGAGAAAACUAAUGACAUUCUGCUAACACAGACUCACACUGGUGAUUCUGCAUCUUCCAAAAGGACUGCAUAGAUGCCAUUAAAAGAAUUGUGUUUGACAGCUGGGGCUAUCAGACCGGAUGUGAUAUUGGGUUAUUAGACAAAGGAGGCCCUCAAAGACUUUUGAGGUAAAAUUUGAAAAGUCAUACUUUACAAGGUUGCCUAACUAGAUGUCCCAUAAGUGCUUAAAACAUACAGGAGACUUGCAAUCAGAUUGAGGAAAUGUAAAUAAAUGGAGAGAACAAUAAUUAAUAUGUCCCCAAACCCAAACUGUGGUUAUUCUGCCUGCCUUUUGUCAGCAAAGUUGUUGAUCCAAAUUUACCAGAUAUCUGGUUCUUAUUCUUCCUGCUGUGUGAUACAUAUAUUGGUGAAUAUGAGCUUUCCAUUAACAACAGUGUUUAGACAUGCAAAAAAAAUGUUUCAGUUACAUUACACUGACUUAUCUGACAUGGGUCAUAAAGAACAAGAAAAAGUUUAAUUUGCAGAAACUCUUUGGAGCCAAAUUAGUAGUUAGCUGAGAAUUCUUUUUCAGAGUGCUUUGUUUUGUUAAAAAAUUUAAAAAAUAAAAUAAAAAUAAACAUGUCACUAAAUUAUUCUCAACUCUGGCAAAAGAAGCCCAAAACACUUUGGGGACUCUAUAAGAAAAAAAAAAUUCUCCUAUCAACAAAUCUUUGAAAAACCUCUUUGGCAUCUGUUGAAAUAUUUUUCCCCCAACAUGCCUGAAAGUGGUAAGGAGAAAUCCUAGGACUUUUCUUAAUUAAGCAAUAAGAUAUGGCGGAAGGGGGUGUAAUGCUGAGAUAUCAUACAUCUAAGGCAUUAAAAAGCUGAAUACACAUUUAAGUACCUCUAAAUCCUUAGGUAUCUGAUUCUCCGCCAAACGUGCCUUAUUGCUGUUAUAAAAAGUCUUUUCAUAUUUCUAAGUAGGACAUUCCAAAUAGGCAAAGGCCCAGUUGGAAGGGAUGUCUUGGUCUGGAAACUAAUGUGGCAAAAUCUAUAAUUUUCCCUCUUCCCAUACCCCAUCAUCAUCUGGGGAUAGUGAGAGGGAAGUGGUCAGCUUAUGCCACAUUUUUUGUUUUGACUGGUGUGCCAGUGAAAAGACAAAAGUCUGUGUAACCCCCAAGAGCAUCCUUACCUACUGUGGUUAACAGGAUGAAUAACAUUUAAUCCUGAAAUCCACUUUCUAAUGGUGGUCUGGGCAACCUAUUCUGGCUAUUAAAAAAUUAAUAUACUUCUCUUAAAAACCUUACAAAUCACAUGUUACUACAAGUGAUAUUCCAGCCCUACUUUCCCCACCCCACAGACAGUAGUUGUUCAGCCAAUAAACCGUGAAUUUGACUGGAGUAAGGGGCAUUCCUUGACACUAUUGCUACACUAUUCAGUACUGUAUGUAGAGACUUGACACCUCAGUGAUGAAGACUUUAACAUGCCUUAUUUGUCCUAGUUACUUUUUUACAAUGUGAUGACUUAAUAAUACAAGUUGUGUUAGAUUGCUUCAUUGUUAUAAAUAAACUAUAUCUGCUCUGCCAUACAAUCUAUACUAUUCACUCUUUGAAGAACCAUGUUAGAACAUUCUAAUCCUGUCAUCAACUCACCUAAUUUUUAUCCUUUCACCAUCAUUUGAUUUGUACUCCAUGAAGGGAAGGUAUUCCAGUGGAUUGAAAAAAAGGGAUUUGGAAUCCUCUGAUGGACUACAAUAAAUUCUGCAAUUAAGUACA